Molecule: messenger RNA, 4085 nt
Organism: Fukomys damarensis (Damara mole-rat)
Lineage: Eukaryota; Metazoa; Chordata; Mammalia; Rodentia; Bathyergidae
Gene: Ezh1
Product: enhancer of zeste 1 polycomb repressive complex 2 subunit
Exons: 22
Coding region: 608-2851 (747 amino acids)
Biological process (GO): chromatin remodeling
Molecular function (GO): histone H3K27 methyltransferase activity; protein binding
Source: RefSeq, a predicted model, not a curated record
GGCUGGGCGGGGAAGAGCCGGGCCACACCGACACUGGGGUGUGCGCCGGAGGCCUCGGAGGUGCCUGCCUUUCCCCACGUUUGCUGAGUAGGUGGUUUUAAGAUAAAGAAACAGGUGUUAGGUGAAGUCUGCGGCGGAGACGCUGCUGUAGCAGGGACCCCUGCCCGUGUGAGCACGAGUCCCCAGCCGGUGUUGACCGACUCAGGAGAGAAGGAGUUUGAGACAGCACCCGUGCAAAGGCAGAAGAAAGGACGGCUAGACGGUGCAGACUCCUGUGCCCGGGCCGUGUGUCUGUUCUCACCGAUUCCUCUAAGCACCCGAAACGCUUAGCGCGGAGGAAAGGCUCAGGGUACAUCGUCCUCCUACUCCCUGGGGAUGGCCCUGUUGCCAGAUGAACUUUGAGGGACAUUGAAGGCCCCUUAAAAACAGGCACAGUAAAUAUUAGCCGUGGACACACAGAUUCAGAUAACGCCUUGGCUAUAAAAGGAACGUUGCUUAUUUCACACGCUGAACACUUGCUGGCUGUUGUGUUGCUGUUCCCCUGAAGAACCGAGGUGCACCCUCAAAUUCAGCACCCCUUGCCUUCUACAACUGAGAUCUCAGCACGAUGGAUGUUCCGGAUCCCCCCACAUCCAAGUGUAUCACCUACUGGAAAAGAAAAGUGAAAUCCGAAUAUAUGCGGCUUCGACAGCUCAGGCGGCUGCAGGCGAACAUGGGGGCCAAGGCUCUGUAUGUGGCAAAUUUUGCCAAAGUUCAAGAAAAAACCCAGAUCCUCAAUGAAGAAUGGAAGCAACGCCGUGUCCAGCCUGUGCAGCCGAUGAAGCCCGUGAGCGGGCACCCUUUCCUCAGAAAGUGCACCAUCGAGAGCCUCUUCCCGGGCUUCGCCAGCCAGCACAUGCUGAUGCGCUCCCUGAACACCGUGGCGCUGGUGCCCAUCAUGUACUCCUGGUCGCCGCUGCAGCAGAACUUCAUGGUGGAAGAUGAGACGGUUCUGUGCAAUAUUCCCUACAUGGGGGACGAGGUGAAGGAAGAAGACGAAACAUUCAUUGAGGAGCUGAUCAACAACUACGAUGGCAAAGUCCAUGGCGAGGAAGACAUGAUCCCUGGAUCCGUCCUCAUCAGCGACGCCGUCUUCCUGGAGCUGGUAGAUGCCCUGAAUCAACACUCCGAUGAGGAGGAGGAAGGGCACAAUGACGCCACUGACGGAAAGCAGGGCGAUGGCCAGGAGGACCUGCCAGUGACCCGGAAGAGAAAGCGCCAUGCUGUGGAGGGCAACAAAAAGAGUUCCAAGAAGCAGUUCCCCAAUGACAUGAUCUUCAGUGCCAUCGCCUCGAUGUUUCCGGAGAGCGGUGUCCCCGAUGACAUGAAGGAGAGGUACCGGGAGCUGACGGAGAUGUCAGACCCCAACGCCCUCCCCCCACAGUGCACACCCAACAUCGAUGGCCCCAAUGCCAGGUCUGUGCAGCGCGAGCAGUCCCUGCACUCCUUCCACACACUCUUCUGCCGCCGCUGCUUCAAGUACGACUGCUUCCUGCACCCUUUUCAUGCCACCCCCAACGUGUAUAAACGGAAGAACAGAGAAAUCAAGAUCGAGCCAGAACCCUGUGGCUCCGACUGCUUCCUUCUGCUGGAGGGUGCCAAGGAGUACGCCAUGCUGCACAACCCUCGCUCCAAAUGCUCCGGGAGACGGCGGCGAAGGCACCACGCGGUCAGCGCCUCCUGCCCCAACACGUCCACCUCCUCUGUGGCCGACACGAGAGAAGCGGACAGUGACAGGGACACAGGCAACGACUGGGCCUCCAGUUCUUCGGAGGCCAACUCCCGCUGCCAGACCCCGACGAAGCAGAAGCCCAGCCCCGCGCCACCCCAGCUCUGCGUCGUGGAGGCCCCAUCCGAGCCCGUGGAGUGGACCGGGGCUGAAGAGUCUCUGUUCCGCGUAUUCCACGGCACCUACUUCAACAACUUCUGCUCCAUCGCCCGGCUGCUGGGCACAAAGACGUGCAAGCAGGUCUUCCAGUUUGCGGUCAAAGAAUCGCUCAUCCUGAAGCUGCCCACUGACGAGCUCAUGAACCCCUCCCAGAAGAAGAAGAGGAAGCACAGGUUGUGGGCCGCACACUGCAGGAAAAUCCAGCUGAAGAAAGACAACAGCGCCACACAAGUGUACAACUACCAGCCCUGCGACCACCCAGACCGGCCCUGCGACAGCACCUGCCCCUGCAUCAUGACCCAGAAUUUCUGUGAGAAGUUCUGCCAGUGCAACCCGGACUGCCAGAACCGCUUCCCCGGCUGCCGCUGCAAGACCCAGUGCAACACCAAGCAGUGCCCCUGCUACCUGGCUGUGCGCGAGUGCGACCCUGACCUGUGCCUCACCUGCGGGGCCUCGGAGCACUGGGACUGCAAGGUGGUGUCCUGCAAGAACUGCAGCAUCCAGCGCGGCCUCAAGAAGCACCUGCUGCUGGCCCCCUCGGACGUGGCCGGCUGGGGCACCUUCAUCAAGGAGUCGGUGCAGAAGAACGAGUUCAUCUCUGAGUACUGCGGUGAGCUCAUCUCCCAGGAUGAGGCCGACCGGCGAGGGAAGGUCUACGACAAAUACAUGUCCAGCUUCCUCUUCAACCUCAACAACGAUUUCGUUGUGGAUGCUACCCGGAAAGGGAACAAAAUUCGAUUUGCAAACCACUCAGUGAACCCCAACUGUUACGCCAAAGUGGUCAUGGUGAACGGAGACCACCGCAUCGGGAUCUUCGCCAAGAGGGCCAUCCAGGCUGGCGAGGAGCUGUUCUUUGACUACAGAUACAGCCAAGCCGACGCCCUCAAGUACGUGGGGAUUGAGCGGGAGACUGACGUCCUGUAGCUGUGCUGUCCAUGCCGCGGCACCGUCCCUGCUUCACGCACGCCACCGCCGCCGGGUCCCGCACUGUGUCUUCCACACCAAGAGCCCCACCCCCUCUGCAGCGAGGCCACAGCUGCAUGCUCGGGACACCCCCAUCUCACGAGGGGCACAGGCGGCAGGGCUAGGCCACCGGGGCAGCAGCUUCUGGAGGCCGUGCCGUAUCUAGGCUCAGGAGGAGGGCACAGGCCGGCCCCAGGCUGUGCUCGGUCCCCAGGUCUGGCCAUGGCCAAGUCACUCAGGUUGCUCCUGGUGACCUGGCCUCAGCUCACAGCUGGGUUUGCUGAUGGGACGCCAGGCACAUCAGAGACCCGGUCCCCAGAGCCUGGCAGGCAGCAGGGCUGGUGCAGGGGGACAGAGGGAGAGCCAGCCAGGUGAUGGCAGUUCCAUUGCGAGCUUAGGCCUGGGGCUGACACGCAAGUGGCUGGGAAACUGUCUCCAUGUUCCGGGGAGGCCCUUGUCCUUCAUGCUCCAGCUCGCCUCUCGGGCGCUGCGAGCUGCACUGCUCCUGUCUGGAGUGGCCGGCUGGUGGGCUUCCCAGACAUGCCCACGUUCACGUUGAGGGUGGCACUGUCCGUGGGUCACCUGGGCCACGGGGAUCCGCCCUGCUGGGUGCAGCAGCUGCCACUGUCUGCAGAGCUCCCGCAGAGCAAAGCACUUUACUCCUUGGUGGUAUGAGCCUGAGGCCCGCCCAGACCCUGCUCCUGGUGAGCAGGGCGGAGCCCCAGCCUCCGCAUUCACCUCCCUGGGAGGCCGGGCUGGCAGUGGAGGAGAUGGGGUCCCCCAGGCUGGGUGGCUUCUGGGGUCCUGCAUGGGCUGCACACAGGCACAGCCCACACCAGUGGGCACAUGCACCCUGCCCCGUGCACGCCCCGCCUCUGGGGCGAUUCGGGGUCUGCCAUGUGAGUUGGGGACCCUCAAGCUGACAGCUCUGAAUGACUCCUGAGUCACGGGGAGCAGGGCCCCCAAGGAAGGUGAGAUGUGAUUUUCUAGCUGCCAACAAUGUUGGACCAACCCCCUCGGCCCAGGCCACCGCCUCUGUGCCCCAGCACUGCCCUGUGUCCUUGCUGUCCCCACCCUUUGGGGCCAGGCCUCCUCUCCCCCCACAGCCCCACGGCUUCAGCCAUCGCCAGUGAUUUUUGCACUUUACAGUCCUGUGGCUUGUGACCUCUUCCUUAAUAAAGUGUUGGCCACCUGG